Messenger RNA from Conger conger (European conger), 11027 nucleotides. Its product is annotated as receptor-type tyrosine-protein phosphatase S-like. The coding region runs from base 452 to 6220 and encodes 1922 amino acids. The record is from RefSeq and is a predicted model, not a curated record. Gene Ontology annotation, molecular function: protein tyrosine phosphatase activity; protein binding. Gene Ontology annotation, biological process: protein dephosphorylation. The transcript is spliced from 34 exons. NCBI's taxonomy places the organism in Eukaryota, Metazoa, Chordata, Actinopteri, Anguilliformes, Congridae.
GAGAGGGAGGGAGGAAGAGAGGGAGGGAGGGAAGGAAGGUUAAAGCAGGGGGCAGUGCCCCCUCCCACCUCCAAAGGACAUAGUUCUGAAACGCCCAUCUACCCCUUGGCCAGUUCGCAAAUCCUCUGAUGCAGAAUCAAAGGUAAGGUAACACAGGGAAACGGCAUAUUAUUUUUAAUCGGAAUGCACCUUGAUUCUCUAUUGUCCCGCCAACUGGUCCGCAUAUCAACAGCAGCAAACCUCCCCCUGUCUACCACCGCCAGUCGCCUCUCCACAGCUGGGAAAUCAAGGAGACCCUGCUAAGUGGGCCCUAUCCACUCUCUGGCAAACGUUUGAUCGCAGGCGGAGUACAGAGUGCAGAUUGCCAAGACUUCCUGUUUGAAGGCCCACCCCCCUCAUCUCCUCCGCGUGGGGACUGGCUCUCCGGCCAGGUCAAAGGUCAUCUCCGAGCAUGUUGCCCACCUGCCGCCUCUCCUGCCUGUCAGUCCUGCUGCCAUUGGCGGGCCUGCUCUUAUCACAGCUGCUGAUUGGCUGCAAUGCCUUAACCCCGCCCAGAUUCAGCAAGGUUCCCGUCGACCAGAUAGGCGUGUCGGGGGGCGUGGUCUCCUUCGUGUGCCAGGCCACGGGCGACCCGAAACCACGGGUCAGCUGGAACAAGAAAGGCAAGAAGGUCAACUCCCAGCGCAUCGAGACGAUCGAGUUUGACGAGGGCGCGGGGGCGGUGCUUCGCAUACAGCCCCUCAGGGCGCCGCGAGACGAGAACAUCUACGAGUGCGUGGCCGAAAACACCGAGGGAGAGAUCACCGUCAGCGCCAAGCUGUCCAUCAUCAGAGAGGACCUCCUCCCGUCAGGCUUCCCCAACAUCGACAUGGGCCCCCAGCUGAAGGUGGUGGAGCGCACCCGUACCGCCACCAUGCUCUGCGCGGCCAGCGGCAACCCCGACCCGGAGAUCACCUGGUUCAAAGACUUCCUGCCCAUUGACCCCAGCGCAAGUAACGGGCGAAUCAAACAGCUGAGAUCAGGCGCCCUGCAGAUAGAGAACACUGAGGAGACGGACCAGGGGAAGUACGAGUGUGUGGCGUCCAAUGUUGAGGGCGUCCGCUACUCCUCCCCUGCUAAUCUAUACGUGCGAGUCCGCCGCGUGCCCCCCCGGUUUUCCAUCAUGCCCACCAACCACGAGAUCAUGCCGGGCGGCAGCGUGAACAUCACCUGCGUGGCGGUGGGCUCGCCCAUGCCCUACGUCAAGUGGAUGCUCAACUCCGAGGACCUGACUCCGGAAGACGAGAUGCCGGUGGGCCGGAACGUCCUGGAGCUCACCGGCGUCCACGAGUCGGCCAACUACACCUGCGUGGCCAUGAGCAGCCUGGGAAUCAUCGAGGCCGUGGCCCAGAUUAUCGUCAAGUCCCUGCCCAAACCUCCGGGCACUCCGCUGGUAACCGAGACGACCGCCACAAGCGUGACCAUCACCUGGGACUCGGGCAACCCCGAACCGGUCACCUAUUACAUCAUCCAGUACCGCGCCACCUCCCCGUUCAGCAAGUUUGAGACGCGCGACAGCAUCACCACCACCCGCUACAGCAUCGGCGGGCUGUACCCCAACACGGAGUACGAGAUCCGCGUCUCUGCCUUCAACACCAUCGGCCAGGGCCCCCCCAGCGAGCCCGUGGUGGCCCGGACAGGGGAGCAGGCCCCCGCCAGCCCGCCCCGAAACAUCAACACCCGCAUCCUGUCCCAGAACUCCAUGGUGGUGCGCUGGACCGAGCCGGAGGAGCCUAACGGGCAGGUGCAAGGCUACCGGAUCUACUACACCAUGGACCCCAGCCAGCCCAUGGGCCAGUGGCAGGUGCACAACGUGCAGGACAGCCUGCUGACCACCAUCGGGAGCCUCACGCCCUCGGAGACCUACACCAUCAGGGUGCUGGCCUUCACCUCGGUGGGGGACGGGCCCUUCUCCGAUGCCAUCCAGGUCAAGGUGAUGCAGGACGUCCCCACACAGCCGAUCAACUUCCAGGUGGGCGCGGUUUCGGACACGAGCAUCGAGCUAACCUGGGAGCCCGACCAGGACAAGACCAUCAUCAUCUAUGACCUGCGCUAUCGAGAAGGCAAGCAGGGCAGCCCGAUGUCCAAAACCUUCCCCCCCUCGUCGUCCUGCAUGUUGACUGGCCUAAAAGCGAACACGGAGUACUACUUCUCCCUGGCAGCCGUUUCCAAGAAGGGCUUCGGCGCCUUUACCAACGAAAUCCAACAAACCACCGCGCAAGCCAAGCCUUCCGCCCCCCCUCAAGAAAUUAAGUGCAGCAGCUCCAGCUCCACCACCUUGCUGGUAAGUUGGCGCCCCCCGCCUGAGGAGGGCAUGAAUGGCGCCCUGGCGGGGUACGUAGUGCGCUACUGGGUGGAGGGAGCCUCGGCCAGCGCCGAACCCAUGGAGGAGCCCGCCCUGCCCCCCUCCUCUGGCACCCUCCUCCUGCAGGGGCUGGAGAAGUGGACCCAGUACCGCGUCAGCGUGGCCGCCUCCACUAGCAAAGGGACGGGUCCCCAGAGCCAGCCCCUGCUGUGCCGGACCGACGAGGAUGUGCCGGGGGCCCCUCCCCGCAGGGUGGAAGUGGAGGUCCUAAACUCCACGGCCCUCAAGGUGAUGUGGCGCUCGUUGUUGCCGGGGCGACAGCACGGGCAGAUCCGCGGUUACCAGGUGCACUACGUGCGCGUGGAGAACGGCGAGUCGCGCGGAAUGCCCCUGAUAAAGGACGUCAUGCUCGCCGACGCGCAGGAGAUGAUCAUAGGGGGCUUGCAGCCUGACACAACCUACUCCAUCACUGUGGCAGCGUACACCACUAAGGGAGACGGAGCUCGGAGCAAGCCCAAACUGGUGGUCACCAAGGGAGCAGUGCCCGGCCCGCCUCUCCUGUUGGUCCAUCAGGAGACGGACAGCUCCGCCAUGGUGCAGUGGCGGCCGCCGGAGGUGGUGCCGUCGGGGCAGGAGGUGGAGGGGUACAGGCUCCAGUUGGGGCGUAAGGACUUGAGUCCCCUGGCCACCCUGGAGUUCACGGCCCAUGAGCGGGGCUACACCGUGGACAACGUGCACCGCGGCGCCACCUACCUGUUCAAGCUCUCCGCCAAAAGCCGCUCGGGGUUCGGCGAGGAGGCCGUCCGGGAGCUGGACGUGCCCGAGGAGGCGCCCAGGGGGUACCCCCAAAUCUCGGGGGGGUCGAACGUGACCUGCUGCACGGUGCAGUUCUCCUGGCUGCCCCCGGUCCUGGCGGAGAGGAACGGGGCGAUCACCGAGUACACGGUGGCCUACAAGGAGGCGGGGGGUCCGGCGGGGACGCCCCGCGAACUCUCGCUGCCCGCCGCCGACCACAGCUACACGCUCAACGGCCUGAGGCCCGACUCGGCGUACGACGUGAAAAUCCGAGCGCACACGCGAGCGGGGCCCGGCCCCUACAGUCCGCCGGUGCAGUACCGGACCGGCCCGCUGCAGACAGACGUCCCCAAGAACUUCACGGUGAAGCUGGUCACUAAGACGACGGUGCUGCUGACGUGGAAGUUUCUAGAAAGCCAGACGCCAUUCAAGUGCACAAUUGAAUACAACCGUCUGAAGGUGGACGUGGAUGCCAAGCAGACCAAGGCCCUGAUCACCAACCUGAAGGCCAACAACACCUACGACUUCAGGAUCACCUGCCAGGACCAGACCACGGGCGGGCUGCGGCACCGCGUGGUCGCCCGGACCGCACCGCCCAUCCUGGUCAAGAAGCCCGAACUGGAGCAGAACCGCGAACCUGACAGCAGCUUGACCAUAACCUUCCCAGCCCUGGAGACCAAAGAGAUGAUCAAGAACAUCUACUUGGUGGUGGUUCCCCUCAGGAAAAAGAAGGGGCCUAUCAGACACAUUAAAAACCCUGACGAGAUGGACCUGGAGGAGCUCCUGCUGGACCUGGGAGCGUCGCGGCACGCCCGGACCACUCGGCAGCUGGGCCAGGUGGACCUGCGCAAGCCCUACAUCGCGGCGAGCUUCGAGCCCGCCUCGCUCCCCCAGACCUUCACCGUGGGCAACCAGAAGAAGUACAACGGCUACGAGAACCGCGCCCUGGAGCCGGGCCAGGAGUACGUCUUCUUCCUGCUGGCAGAGCUCAACACCACCACAGGGAAGAUGUUCGUGGCCAGCCCCUACACGGACUCCAUCAUGGCCCCGGACGUGGACCCCCGGCCCGUGGAGCAGGGCGGGGACGGGCUGAUCUGGGUGGUGGGCCCCGUCCUGGCAGUGGUCUUCAUCAUCUGCAUCGUCAUCGCCAUCCUGCUCUACAAGAACAGUAAAAGGAAACAGUCGGAACCACGGACAAAAUGUCUGCUGAACAACGCGGAGAUCGCGCCCCACCACCCCACCGAUCCUGUGGAGAUGAGGCGCAUUAAUUACCAGACCCCGGAUUCUGGCCUCAGCAGCCCUCUAAGCGAAGCCGAUUUUGACUAUGAAAGCAUGAUGAACCACCCGCCCAUCCCCAUCGCAGAGCUGGCUGAACACACGGAGGUGCUGAAGGCCAAUGACAACCUGAAGCUCUCGCAGGAGUACGAGUCCAUUGACCCGGGCCAGCAGUUCACCUGGGAGCAUUCCAACCUGGAGGUGAACAAGCCCAAGAACCGCUACGCCAACGUCAUCGCCUACGACCACUCCCGCGUCAUCCUCCUGUCCGUUGAAGGCAUCACGGGCAGCGACUACAUCAACGCCAACUACAUCGACGGCUACCGCAAGCAGAACGCCUACAUCGCCACGCAGGGCCCGCUGCCCGAGACGUUCGGGGACUUCUGGAGGAUGGUGUGGGAGCAGAGGGCCGCCACCGUGGUGAUGAUGACCCGGCUGGAGGAGAAGUCACGGAUUAAGUGUGACCAGUACUGGCCCAGUCGUGGUACAGAGACGUACGGAAUGACCCAGGUCACCCUGCUGGACACCAUUGAGUUGGCCACCUUCUGCGUCCGCACCUUCUCCCUGCACAAGAACGGCUCGAGUGAGAAACGAGAGGUUCGGCAGUUCCAGUUCACCGCGUGGCCCGACCACGGCGUUCCGGAGUACCCCACCCCGUUCCUGGCCUUCCUGCGGAGGGUGAAGACCUGCAACCCCCCUGAUGCCGGCCCCAUCAUCGCACACUGCAGCGCGGGCGUGGGCCGCACCGGCUGCUUCAUCGUGAUCGACGCCAUGCUGGAGCGCAUCAAGCACGAGAAGACGGUGGACAUCUACGGGCACGUGACGCUGAUGCGCUCGCAGCGGAACUACAUGGUGCAGACGGAGGACCAGUACAGCUUCAUCCACGACGCGCUGCUGGAGGCCGUGGCCUGCGGGAACACCGAGGUGGCCGCCCGCAGCCUGUACUCCUACAUACAGAAGCUGGCGCAGGUGGAGACCGGAGAGCACGUCACCGGCAUGGAGCUGGAGUUUAAGCGGCUGGCCAACUCCAAAGCCCACACGUCGAGGUUCAUAAGUGCCAACCUGCCCUGCAACAAGUUCAAGAACCGCCUGGUGAACAUCAUGCCCUACGAGACCACGCGCGUGUGUCUGCAGCCCAUCAGGGGCCUGGAGGGCUCCGACUACAUCAACGCCAGCUUCAUCGACGGAUACAGGCAGCAGAAGGCCUACAUCGCCACGCAGGGCCCGUUGGCGGAGACCACCGAGGACUUCUGGAGGAUGCUGUGGGAGAACAACUCCACCAUCGUGGUGAUGCUGACCAAGCUGAGGGAGAUGGGCAGGGAAAAGUGUCACCAGUAUUGGCCCGCGGAGCGCUCGGCCCGGUACCAGUAUUUCGUGGUGGACCCCAUGGCGGAGUACAACAUGCCCCAGUACAUCCUGAGAGAGUUCAAGGUCACAGACGCCAGGGACGGACAGUCCAGGACGGUACGGCAGUUCCAGUUCACCGAUUGGCCAGAGCAGGGAGUCCCGAAAUCCGGGGAGGGCUUCAUCGACUUCAUUGGCCAGGUGCACAAAACCAAGGAGCAGUUUGGGCAGGACGGGCCCAUCUCUGUCCACUGCAGUGCGGGCGUGGGCCGGACCGGAGUCUUCAUCACCCUCAGCAUCGUGCUGGAGCGCAUGCGCUACGAAGGCGUGGUCGACAUCUUCCAAACCGUCAAGAUGCUGCGGACACAGAGGCCCGCCAUGGUGCAGACCGAGGAUGAAUACCAGUUUUGCUACCAGGCAGGCUUGGAUUACCUAGGGAGUUUUGACCACUAUGCAACGUAAAAGCCAUCGUGUUCCCCCCCCGUUCUACCGUCCCCCUCGACAGUCUUCUGAGCCAUAGAAACUUGCUUGAAUUUAUGAAUGAUGACAACUCAAAAAAAAAAAAUCAGUACAAAUCACGAAAACGAAAAACCAACUUUAAAUAUAAAGUCGAGCAAACGCCGACGAGGCCGCACCCUAUUCGGACUUUGAAGGCAGUGAGGGAAGGAGUUUGAAGAGAAUCCAUCGCAAAAACACUUAAUGUUAGCCCCUCGCUCAGGUACUACAGAGAGCAGGAACCAAAACGGAGGCUGGAGCUGUGGGGGGUGGGAACGAUCUAAGUGUCGGACUGCUAACCUUACCUCAAGUGUUCAAACGUGACGGAGGACAUUAUAAAUAUUUUGUAAACAUCUAUUACGAAACCGAGUAUGUGAAAAAUUCUACAGCGUAUACAGUGAAUGAAGGAAGGAGAAACGGACAAAGUUAUGUUAUGACAGAGAGAUACAUUUUGACACCAGUCCCCCCCCCCCAACAAAAUACAUUUCAAAAAAUAUAAACAAAGCAUAUUAACAUGGAUCAUGAUUUUUAAAAAUCCUAUGUGAAAGAAAUUAGAUUGGGAUUUACCAUUUUACAUUGGUGGGGUGUUCCUAAUUUGGCUGAAGUGUUAACUCGUGAAUUUGGAGCCCAAUUGUUGGUCAUAAAAGGUGCGUAAAUCGGCACACCCACAAUGCCCUGUUGCUUCCUCUGUCCGUGGAUCGGCUCCCGUCGGAGGAGAAGUGCGAGAGAGACGUCACAAAGAUAAAAAUGUGUUGUCUUUGCAUCCCCCUCUCCAUUCGCCCUCUGCCACCCUGUGAGUCCCCCGCUUUCCCGAAACCCCAGCACCGGACUGCGGAAGGGCCCGGUCACUGCUGCCAGUCUUUGACUCCAGCCCGUGAAGGCGAGACAAGUGGCCCACCAUCGCCGGUGGAGAAAACGGCGCCGUUUUGGCGGAGAAGCCAAGAGUGUCCGAAUCGAGCCGGUUUCCGCUGUUGCAGAGCAGGGUUUCCGAGGCCUUUAGCUGUGUCGCGUGGACGGUCCGGUCGCCCUUGAAAGCCGACGGCGAGUUUUAGCGUGCUCCAGGGCCCUCCCUCUUGUCCCCUCUCUGGCUGGCAGGCCGAGCGUCUGUCCUGCGAUUGGCUCGACUCCGACCAAUGCCAUUCCAGUGCUCAAAAGAAGCCCAAGAACCGUGAGCGACCAUGUUCAUUCCAUUCUCCGCCUUUUCUGGAAUGAGAACCGCACGGAUCGCGGUGUUUUCCUUACGCGUGACACGCUGCUGGGGUGUGAUGUCUUACCCAGUGGGGGAGGGUUGGGGCGGAGGAGGUCUACUCCUUCAGCGAUUGGAUGGGAAGGCUACACUGUGAAGAAGGAUAAAGGAAAGAUGGAAGAAGGUCUUCUCUUUGGUUUUCCCAGUUCACUCAGCGAUGGCCAACAUCCUUCACUAACAUUUUAUCCUUUUACUCAUUUGAAUUUGUUAUUAUGAUUAUUAUUGUUAUUGUUGUGUUGGUUACUGCCUAUUACCAAACAUGCUGCUUGUGUUGUGUGUGCUGUACCGCAAUGGCGGUGCAGAGAAAUUAGUCUUAUGUGAAGGUGUGAUGUAAAAUGGCGGAUUGUGUUUGAGCCUGGGCUUAGGAAAGUGAGACCCUCCCCCCUCGGUUAUUACUGUCCAAUUGGGCCAUAUGUGUUCAUAGCUCAUUAGAGUACAGUGUAAUCCCACUCCCAGCCUCUGGGUGGCAGCAUUAGAUGGUACGGUGGGCUGAAUCACACAGCUGAUGUCUGCCCAGCUGCAUACAUGUAAGUCAUGUUUCACAAAGCAUCUCCAGAACUAGGGGCCUCCCUAGAAAAGCACUCCACCGAGCCCACCCCAUCCCAAAGCUAGCAUCCGUUUCCAGCACCCAGAAUGGGGGGAGGGGGUCAGAUCAGGAAAAUACGGUGCCCAAAUUCAUUCUUUCACCGCUGUCCCAACUUCCUGCGCUCCCCUUUGUAGUUUUCUGUCACUGUAAUACCAUCGGCGGAAGUGCUUCAGGUCUGAACGGUAGAUUUCAGGAUGGAGGUGGAUCAUUCCUAAGGGGCUAGCCGUGGCAUAGUGUAACAAAAAGAUCCCCCACGUGGCUUAGAGCCCGUUUCACGAAACCCUCUCCACGAAACCCGCUCCACAAAACCCUCCCCACGAAACCGACUCCAUUGGAGACGUGAGAGAACGUACAUACCUUCCGUGUGAACAUGCCCCAAGAGGAACGGAAACAGAACAAUAUGGUAGAACAGCUGGAUCUACACACUACUCACCUAAACACCCACCCCUUCCAAAUCUCCCCCCCCCCCUCACCCCACCCCACCCAACCCUUCACAAGAAGGUGAACUGUAAAAGGAGCUGUGAGUAGUCUUUCUUAUUUCCAAAAAAAAAAAGCCUUAUUAUCACUGUAACAUUAUGAAAUGUUGUAUUGUUAAGAUUAUUUGAUUUUUGUUUUUACCUACCUUAAAGUUUAUUUUACCUGGGUUUUUAUUUUGUUUCUUAAAACAGAGAUAUUAGUCACAAUAUUAGCAGGAAAAAUACAAAUGCUUAUUUGUUCAUAUUAUGUUGAAAGACAUUAUAUUUUUUCACUGUAGAAAUUUUAAGUAUAACUUGUGUGUGAGUAUGUAUGUAUAUAUAUAUAUAUAUAUGUGUGUGUGUGUAAAUAUAUAUAUGUAUAUAUAUACUCACACAUACAUUUAUAUUUAAACUGAGAAUAUAAAUAUAUAUCAUCCCGAAUGUUAGUAUACAUUUUGCUUUUUGUUUUUUGUUUUUUCCACUUUUUUACCACUCAUAAACUUUUAAUUUCUCAUGUACAAAAAUAAAACUCCUUUUUAUAUUAAUGAUUUUUAUUUGUAAUCGUAACUUUUGGAAAAGCUUGUUUUUCUGGAAUCAGUGAGGAGAGGGAUCUGUCUUAGGGCUCCUGUUGCGAUUGUUCAUUCUUACCACUUGGUACAACUGUGCCCAUGGUGUGUAAAGGCCUUUUAAUGAUUACUGAUAGUAGUAAUAGGAUGAGCAAAAGUAUUCAUUUCAAAGUAGUAGAUUAACCGGUCUACUUAACAUUGAAUUUGAGGCAUAAUUUGAUUAUAACCAAUUAAUUAUUGCUGUACAUGCUGGAUUUAAUCAAACCAUACAUUACAGCAGUUUACAGAGCAGGAACUUUUGCCCACUCUUUCCCUCUCUCUGGAAUAGUUUUUUUCCUCCCCCUCUAAUUUUUGUUGUACUAACGGUUCAAUCAUGCAUUUGUUAAAUACCAGUUACAGUCCAGAAUAUAGUACCUGUAAAUAAUCAAAUAUAUUAUAAGUAUUUGUAUAAUUUGACCCUCACUCAUUUUUAUUCUGUAAACAAAAGAAAAAUUAAAAAAAAAAAAAUCUUCCGCUAACUGCAAAUCUCCCGGUGUUUUUCAAAGGCCUGUUACCCUUGGCAACAUUUACGCAUUUACGAGUUCUGGUCCCUGUUUUUAUGACCUGUUAUUUUUUCCCUUUAAUUCUUUAUUCGGUUUGUUUUUUUAUGGGCAGUGUUCCCAGGUACAGCUCUGAAGCGCUGCUGGCCUUCUGGCUGAACCCACAGUGGCCGGGCGCGGCUGACUCCCGAGUAGCCAUGGAAACCCCCGCUGGGGUUCCACCUGCCUGGGCACAGGCCUGGUGCGUGCCAGCCUGCCUGCUUCUCAGACCUGUUUUUAUUAGUUUUAUUUUAGAUAAAAGCAUCUGGUUUUCCCCAAUCCCCCUUUUCUCCGGUCCCAGAUGUGGGAGGCGACAGCUGUCCAAUGACAACGGCCCGUCAGCUCGACACUUGAUUGGACAACCGUAUUUUUUGUUCAUUUGUGUGGUUUCUAUUUUAAAAAUCUAAUACGUUGUGUAUUCUGAUCCAAAAAAUAAAACGAGAAAGAGAAGUGCUUGGUGCCCAGUGCCUGAACAGCCAAGGAGCGCGUGUAUCGGGUUAGCGCGAGAGGAAAAUGGCGGACUUCGCACCUGGGCGAUCUUCAGACGUUUGUUUACCGACGCGUUGCAGCCCGUGAGAGAGUUGUGCUGCUGCAUGCCUCCCACCACUGCCCCCGAAAAAAAUUAUUCAAUUAUCGUGUCGUAUGAAUUCUGUGUGUAUGACAUUGUCGGAAAGCUCUAUGAAUAUACAGAAACAUGCCAUGUUGCUUUUUUUUGUUAAGGGACACAGGAUGAUAUAUCAAACAGACAAACAAAACACAAAAUGGAGGGGCACUUGGGACAGUGAGCAGGGCUGCAGGAUACAAACGGACUCUCCCGCUCUCUCUCUGCCGCUGUCCUGAGUACCGUCGAGGCUUCUGAAGGUCUGGGAUUUUGACGUGAAUACCAUCCAUCAUCAGAAGAGGGACGCGAAGAGAAAAAAAAAACCCCUCCUUUUGACUUGACUUGGCGAAGGACCCACGCCAAAAAACAAAAAAAACAAAACAAAAAAAAAGAACUGAGACCACUGGCGUCUUUGGAACCUUAUUCAGCGUGUUAUUCUGUGACUUAUCGUGAAAGUUGCCGACUUUGAACAGCAGCCAAACUAGUGGAGCAUUUUUUGUUUGAGGGGGUGAGAUAUGAAAUGGGAAAAAAAAGUUAAAAUAUAUAUAUAAAUACAAGUCGAACAGCCAACGUGAGGAGAGUAAAACAAAAAAUAACACAAAUAAAAAAAGUUUUUCUUUGUAUGAGGGCCAAGUGCUAUUGCUUUCAAACUGUUACUUCUAACUGAAACAAUAAUUGGUUUAAAACCACUGUGUAUGUAGAUAUGUUGACUUUGUAUUAAAGAAAAGGUUGUCUGAAAGUA